Molecule: messenger RNA, 1191 nt
Organism: Schistosoma guineensis
Lineage: Eukaryota; Metazoa; Platyhelminthes; Trematoda; Strigeidida; Schistosomatidae
Source: the annotation of a GenBank genome assembly
AUGUCUGAGGACGAUCAAAAUUCUAAGGAGAUUGUAACAUCAUAUGAUGAAAUAUUGGAGAUCACAGGAUUGUUAGCUAUGCGUGAUAAUUCAACCUCAUGUGUCACUGAAAAGAAAGAAACUCCUAGUUCAACGGAUAAUGUCAAUAAUGGUGAUGUUAGUAAUGAUGAUAUUGUAUUACCAAUACAAAGUUGUACACAAUUACCACUUAGUCCUAGUCUGGUAUCCUUAAUUGAAGAUGGUGGUCCUAAUUGUCGAACAAUUUCAAUUGCUAAAACCAAAAAUAAUAACGUCGGCUUUACAUUUACAGAAAUAAAACAGGGAUUAUUUGUUUCUCAUGUAGACGAAAGAUCUUCUGCAAAGUUGAAUAAAGUACGUUUUGGUGAUAAGAUUCAAUGCAUAAAUGAUACAGAAGUUACAUCUUAUACUCAAGCUAAACAACUUAUUGAAGAAACACAUCCAACUGUAAAUUUUUCUUUUAUCGACUGCCCUUAUAGAGAAGUUAAAACAAUUUAUAAAAUUCAUGGAAAAUGUGGUCUUUUCAUCAAUGAUGGUAUGAUUUUAGAUCGUACAAAAUAUUUCAGUGCAAAAAGUGAUAAAAUUCCAUUGAAUUAUUAUAUUACUGAAAUUGAUGGUCAUAGUACUGUUCGUUUAUUAGAUGAGAAAAUAGUUUUAUUAGUUGAACGUGCUAAUUCACCAUUCUCUCUUCAUAUUGUACCUCAAUGGUUUUAUGAAUAUCUUGUUUUUGGAUUAGAUCCAUCAGGAAAUGAACUCAAAAAAGAUUUGUCAUCAUCAUCAUCAUCAUCAUCAUCAUCAUCAUCAUCAUCAUCAUCAUCAUCAUCAUCAUCAUCAUCAUCAUCAUCAUCAUCAUCAUCAUCAUCAUCAUCAUCAUCAUCAUCAUCAUCAUCAUCAUCAUCAUCAUCAUCAUCAUCAUCAUCAUCAUCAUCAUCAUCAUCAUCAUCAUCAUCAUCAUCAUCAUCAUCAUCAUCAUCAUCAUCAUCAUCAUCAUCAUCAUCAUCAUCAUCAUCAUCAUCAUCAUCAUCAUCAUCAUCAUCAUCAUCAUCAUCAUCAUCAUCAUCAUCAUCAUCAUCAUCAUCAUCAUCAUCAUCAUCAUCAUCAUCAUCAUCAUCAUCAGUCCAAACGAUUCAGUGUUUGUUAUAUUCUGGGGUCACAAUUACAAAAUUUCAAUGA